CUCUCUAAGCAACAAGCAAUCUCUCUCCCACUUCGAUUUAAUUUACCCCCAUGAGAACGCUGCUUCACAACAAGCCGUUUCCCGCUGUGACUUUCUUCUUCGCAUAAACAUGCAAAACUCAUAUAUAUGUAUGUAUUUCUGUGUGCUGUUGGAUACCGCUUCUCCGCUUAAGAGAUGUGACGGGAUUGUGGGAAUACGCGAUGGCAGAUAGAUAGGGAUGAAGUUGCUUCGAGACACUUUUAAGUUCACCUGAGAUAGUGAAAAUCUAGUUCAUAGUAUCUGAAUACCAAGAUUAUCGGAAUUUGUUGUCGAGAAGCAUUGUCUUUUACCAGUUGUUUUGCUAUAGAUAUUGAUAGAUGUCUUCAUUUUCGCUAUAUCAGAAUGGAGAUUUUGUUGAUGGAAUUCCUGUUAUGGAGUAUGGUGACUCUGCAGAAGCCAACACCAUUCCUCAAACUCAAUCAGAUUGUUAUGAUGUGGGCGAGGAAUUUGGGGAGCAUGAUAUUCUUCCCCGUAUUGGAGAUGAGUAUCAGGUCGAGCUUCCUACACUUACUACAGAGCCCAAUCGCAUGUCCCACACUGAAAUUGGAAAUCACUCCCUCCAAGAUUUCUUUGUUGGGUUGCCAAUACCACUAAUUUGGAUCAACUGUGGGAAAAAUAACUGCCCUCAAAUUGCUCUAGGCUCCAGACGUCCACAUCAUAAGAAUGUGAUUGAAAAGGAGACUUUGUGCAAUGGUGACAGUGAGUCUUCACACAAUUCAGUGAAGGUGGAGAUAAAGAGUUUACCAGCUGUAGAGAAAAUACGAAUUUGCAUUGAUGAAGGUCAUCUUCUGGUUCCCGGAUCACUCUGUGAAAGUUGGAGCGAUGCUGAAAAAGCUAGUUUCGUUCUCGCCUUAUACAUAUUUGAGAAGAAUUUUGUUGAAGUGAGGCGAUUUGUUGGAAGUAAAGGUAUGGGUGCUAUACUCUCGUUCUAUUACGGGGAAUUUUAUGGCUCUGAUGCAUAUCGUAGAUGGUCAGAAGGUCGGAAGACGAAGAGCAAGAAAUGUGUUUACGGACAGAGGAUAUUCUCUGGGUUGAGGCAGCAGGAAUUCUUGUCUAGAUUGUUCUCUAGGGUCUCGGAAAAAUGCAAAAGUUCUUUACUUGAGGUCUCUAAAACGUUUGGAGAAGACAAAAUAUCAUUAGUCGACUAUAUCUCUUCUCUGAAGGCUACGGUGGGGAUGGACCUCAUUGUAGAAGCUGUUGGUGUUGGUUUGGGCAAACAAGACCUGACGGGGAUGGCCUUGGAACCUCUGAGGUCGAACCAUGUGACCCGUUCAGAGAUACCAGCAGGAAAAGCAUGCUCCACGCUGACAACUGCUGAAAUCAUCAAAUUCUUGAGCGGAGAUUACAGGCUGAGCAAAGCUCGUUCCAACGACCUGUUCUGGGAGGCCGUAUGGCCUCGUUUGCUGGCAAGAGGCUGGCAUUCGGAGCAGCCCCAGAACCAGGGUUACAUUGCUGGUUCCAAGUUUUUGGUUUUUCUUCUUCCCGGCGUUAAGAAAUUCUCAAGAAGGAAGCUGGUAAAGGGCGAUCACUACUUUGACUCAGUCACUGACGUGCUGAGCAAAGUUGCGAAAGAUCCUGGCCUGAUUGAGCUCGACAAUGUGGAAGCCAAUGGUGACCAGAACAUGGAGAAAGAUGAGUGGAGCAGCGAUGUGAAGAUAGAGGAAGACGAGAACCAUCUUCCUUCAAGGCAGCGGCAUUCGUAUUUGCAGCCUCGGACUCCCAAUCGCAGCAUGGAUGCUAUCAAAUUCACUGUGGUGGAUACGGGCCUCCCUGAUGGAAAGAUAAGAGAGCUGAGGACCCUUCCUCGGGAAAUAUCAAGCAUUAUGAUCUCUCUCGGUGCACCUGUAGAGGAAAAUAUGGCUGAAUCUGAUAUGACGUGUAAAUCUGGGCCGAAGAAGCUUGCUAGCAGAAAAAACCGCGAUGAUGGCAAACCAGCGGCCCACCCAAAGAGAGAGAAGGAUUCAAAUGACAACCAGAAACCUCGAAAGGUCUCGAAACCCGUUCUAAGCCGGAAACAGAAACAAGGCUACGUCGAAAAUAUCGCUCCUCCCUCUAGUAAACGGUGCAGGAAAUUAAGUGGCAACACUCAUGAAGAAGCUAGAGAUGGAGUGCUUCUCCACCCUCACUCGACCUCCACCGCGCCUAGAUUAGAAAACAGGGUGUCUUGCAGCUCCUCAGGCGGGCACGAGUCUAACGAGACGACUCAACUUGGCUUGUGGCAGGAUAAGUUGUCGUCUGCCAGCUCAUCAAGAGGUAGUCCAAGUGAGAGCACUGAAUUCCCUCAACCUCAAUUGUUGAUUGAUCUGAACCUGCCUCACGUACCCCUGGAAAUCGAGAAUAACGGCCUCACUCCCAAUCUGCCAAAUAACCAGCUGCUCCAGCCAGAUAGCCAUGGCUUACCAGCAGCACCUUCACCUGUUGAGGCUAGUUCCGAGCAGCAAUGUGUUGCGAACACACGGAGGCUGAGCACGAGGUAUCGCCCUCCGACAACUCGGGCGUUGGAGGCUGUAGCAGGUGGGUAUCUUAGUGUAAGCCGGAAGAGAAAGGGUAGGGACACAAGCUCGCUUGAUGCACCAUCAAGACCUUCACAGAAAUCCCGUGUCUGGCCUGGUCGAAGUGAAUCUCCCAGCAGUUCCAUGGCUUCUUCACCUUCACAGAUGAGAGAAUCUUCUUCCCAAAUAGCAGAAGCUGACAGAGCUGCAAGUACAAGUGGUACUUCGAAAGCAUACAACCACGACGAUGAUCCACCAGAAGCUAAUCAAGACGAACCAGCUCCCAGACAGUGAGUUAGCAGCAGCCUGAGCUCAUAACUAAGAAUCUAUCGUCUAAAACAGUUAUAUAUCGAGUUCUUGUCUGAAACACCAGAAACAGGAAAACAUGGUACAAAUUCUUGCUGCUUUCCUUAACAAAGAUGGAUCUUUCUCGUUGAAAAUCACAGGCUUUCUGGUUCUUGAUUCUCAGUGAAACAUUGUUAGGUAGUGAUUCUUGAUGGUCAGAGAGAGUUCAUGCUGAUGGCACAUAUGCUUCCAUUCAGCCUCAAGGCCUUCAACCCCUUGCUCUUACAGCAGCAUUAUACACAACCGAAAUGAGUUCUUUAUGAGGCGAACGAGGAUCGUCUGAGGAGAUGAAUAUGGAUGUGAGCGAACCCUUGAGGAAUCAUGGCUGUGUGAUUAGCAAAUUUCUUUUUCUUUUACCCUCAUAGUUUGAGUUUUGCUGUGAUUGAUGAUCAUAUGAUAAUGAUAGUUGACAGUUGAUAAUUGCAGUAUUUAUUUCCAUUUUUUUCCCUUCCUUUUUCUGAUGAGGAACAGUAUAAUAUUAUUGUUAACUAGAAAUCUGUUAUGAGAGAUUUUGCUGCACAGUAAUAAAUGACUUUACUGUUAAUAAGGAAGCAUUGUUAUGCCUUUGUUGCAUUA
This is a messenger RNA of Salvia splendens (bonfire salvia), 3452 nucleotides long. RefSeq lists its product as uncharacterized. Bases 357 to 2825 code for a protein of 822 amino acids. The transcript has 5 exons. The record is from RefSeq and is a predicted model, not a curated record. Lineage: Eukaryota; Viridiplantae; Streptophyta; Magnoliopsida; Lamiales; Lamiaceae. Gene Ontology annotation, cellular component: nucleus. Gene Ontology annotation, molecular function: transcription corepressor activity.